Molecule: messenger RNA, 279 nt
Organism: Eufriesea mexicana
Lineage: Eukaryota; Metazoa; Arthropoda; Insecta; Hymenoptera; Apidae
Product: small lysine-rich protein 1
Exons: 1
Coding region: 1-279 (92 amino acids)
Source: RefSeq, a predicted model, not a curated record
AUGCGCGGGAAGGGUAAAAAGAAAAUUGUCAGAAAUAAUGGCAAAAAUGGGAAGAAAGGUAAAAACAGUAAAAAUGGAAAAAAUAAUGGCAGCAAAAACAAGGGAACAAAGAGAUCAAGAAGGAGUGGUGGCAGAGCAAAAUUCACUAUGGAUAUCUUCAAUGAAGAAGUUAUGGAAAAUGCUUAUUACACUUGUCACAAUAUUAUGGAUGUAUUGAAGUGCAGAGGAUUUCCUUGGCCAGAAAGUCAAAAGAAAAAGAAAAAGAAGGGAAAGAAGUGA